GCUCGCUUCGCACGACAACGACAACAACAAUAACGACGACGUUUUUUCAGUGGCGAAAACUGUACGCAAGAGGGGCGCGAAGAGGAGAAAAGUGCAAAGAGAGAAAGAGCAAAAAAAAAGAGGAACAAAAAACACGCAUGUAAUUGUAAUGUGCAAAUGUUUUAUGAGUUCUGUUUGUUUUUUUUCGGCUGCCCUCAGGUAAUUGCAGUCUGAUUUUCCGCGUGUGCGUGUGAGGGCGGAAAACGCGUGUCCAGGAAAACGCGCGAACGAAAAAAGAGAAGCAAGUAACUACCUACCGCCGCCCACCCAGCGAUCACGCGCCCCCAACCCAUUUUAAAUGAUAAUGGUGCGCAGACGACAGCGGCCCGCCAAGGAGUCCACAUCCUCUGCCUCCUCCUCCGCCGGAGGAGCCUCCUCGGGCUCCGGCCUUCCGGUUGACCAAACGCUGGCAUUGGGAGUUCCGGGAAGCCUGCUGGAGGAUCAGUAUUUUGCCAGCCCCAAGCGGAAAGACUGCCGACUGAUGAAGGUCAGCGAAAAUGGUCAACUGCCGGAAGCCACCGUGAUGGCCCACAAAGGCCACCACAAAGACAACAAAGCGGGUCGCACAAUCGGCGUUCCCCUGGCCACUCGCUCGCAAACGCGCACUAUUGAGAACUUCUUCAAAGCCAAUGCUGCCGUCAAGGAUUCCCAAAAGACAAUACACACAGAGGAGCAGCUGAAAGCGGAGGAUGAGGAGCUGGACCUAAACGAGCACCUGCCCUUUGCGGACGACGAAGACGCCAAGGCGGAGCAAAAAAUAAUGGAUGAGGAGCUGCAGCAGGUCGUCGAGGAAUUGCUCUUCGAUGGCAGCUCCAGAGCUUCUUCAGAUUCGCCCUGCUACCAGCACGAAAUGGAGGCCAUCCAAGAGAUCCCGGACAUCCCACACAUCAAAGAGAUUGCAGAGCCCCUGGCCGACUUCCAGACACACAGAUCUGCGCUGCGGGACAGCCACAGUUCCACGCACAGCAGCAGCACCGACAACAUAUUCCUCCAGGAGCCUGUGCUCACCCUCGACAUAGAUCGCACGCCCACAAAAGCCUCGAGUAUAAAGAUCAAUCGGAGCUUUGAGCUGGCCGGAGCCGUGUUCUCAUCUCCGCCUUCCGUGCUAAAUGCCUGCCUGAAUGGGCGCUUCAAUCAGAUAGUAAGCCUCAAUGGUCAGAAGGAGCCGCUGGCUGGGCCGCAUUUCGAUUUGGACCAGCACGACAGCAGCUCCUGCGACAGCGGCGUGGCCUGUGGACUGACUGCCAACACCGAAUCGCCAGCGGGGCAAGCUCGUCGCCGGAAACCAGCCACACCGCAUCGCAUUCUGUGCCCCUCGCCCAUCAAAACGGGUUUAAAGGCUACCGGAGGGAUUUGCAAGGGCGGCUCCACGGAUCCCCUAUCGCCGCGCAAGUCGCCGAGGAAAUUGCCCGCCACCACAGCGGCCGUGGCCGCCUGCAAGUCGCGCCGAAGACUGAACCAGCCAAAGCCACAAGCGCCUUACCAGCCACAGCCACAGCUACAGAAACCACCGCCACAGCAGCAACAGCAGCAGGAGGACAUUGUAGUGGUGCUAGACGACGACGACGAUGAGGAGGAGGACGAGGACGAUGUGCACGCCCUGCUCAAAGCAGCCGAGGAGCGGGAGAACCAGAACAAAGCACCAGCCACAGCGAACAGCAACAAAGCGGGCUUGAAAGCCAUGCUCAAGCCGGCGCCUGUGAAAGCAAAGACCAAAAGCAAGGGGCCUCUGGCUGCCACCAAUGGCAACCGCGAGAUGACCGACUUCUUCCCCGUGCGCAGGAGUGUUCGCAAGACCAAGACGGCCGUCAAGGAGGAGUGGAUGCGGGGCCUGGAGCAGGCGGUGCUCGAGGAGCGCUGUGAGGGUCUUCAGGUGCGACACUUCAUGGGCAAGGGAAGAGGCGUGGUCGCCGAGCGACCCUUCAAACGCAACGAGUUCGUGGUCGAGUAUGUGGGCGAUCUCAUCUCUAUCAACGAGGCCAGCGACCGGGAGAAGCGCUAUGCGUUGGACGAGAACGCCGGCUGCUACAUGUACUACUUCAAGCACAAGACCCAGCAGUACUGCAUCGAUGCCACCGUGGACACUGGGAAACUGGGUCGUCUCAUUAAUCACAGCCGUGCCGGCAACCUGAUGACCAAGGUGGUGCUCAUCAAGCAGCGGCCACAUCUCGUACUCCUGGCCAAAGACGACAUCGAGCCGGGCGAGGAGCUGACCUACGAUUACGGGGAUCGAUCCAAGGAGUCGCUGCUGCAUCAUCCCUGGCUGGCCUUCUGAGGAAGAGCCCUCCAGGAGCUCGCAAAGGGGGAUAAGGAUCAGCCUUAAAACGAAGACUAUUUACCAUGUUCGAGGCAGAGAAUCUUUAAGAUGGGAACGGAGCUAAACUGGUUUUUGGCUCUGGGGAUUCUUUAUUAGCUUUUAUACGUAGAUUGCCUCGCCUUGAACCAAGCAAAAUUGUUUUCUGACCCCUGUUCCCAUUAUGAUAAGUUGCCGGAAUUAUAUUUAAUUAAUAACGAACGUUAACGAAAAUAUAUCAAGAUCGCAAUAGGUUAUAUUUUUGGUAAGACCAAUUCAAUCAAUCCGAAUUCCGGCAAUUUCAAUCAGAAUGGAACAGAGAACAGGGUUUUUUUAGGACUUGUUCAGGGUUUCCCCGAGCUUAGAUCUAAUUUGAGGAAAAGUAUGUAAACUGUUAGUUCAAAAUAUCAUAACGGAUAGUGAAACCCACAAACCCCCCAGCCAAGGUCGGAAAGUAAUCAAUGUAAAUUCUAACAAGUUUGCUCCAAAAUAGGUCUAAUAUCAGUUUUGGUCUUUUCUA
Molecule: messenger RNA, 2852 nt
Organism: Drosophila takahashii
Lineage: Eukaryota; Metazoa; Arthropoda; Insecta; Diptera; Drosophilidae
Source: RefSeq, a predicted model, not a curated record